Melanotaenia boesemani (Boeseman's rainbowfish) is the source of this 2483-nucleotide messenger RNA. RefSeq names its product transducin beta like 1 X-linked (gene tbl1x). Gene Ontology annotation, molecular function: transcription corepressor activity; protein binding. Gene Ontology annotation, cellular component: histone deacetylase complex. The transcript has 15 exons. NCBI's taxonomy places the organism in Eukaryota, Metazoa, Chordata, Actinopteri, Atheriniformes, Melanotaeniidae. The record is from RefSeq and is a predicted model, not a curated record. Bases 547 to 2088 code for a protein of 513 amino acids. Gene Ontology annotation, biological process: regulation of transcription by RNA polymerase II.
GCUUGUACUUUAGCUAAUUAUGGCUGAGAUGUACCAGAUCUAAUCUAUAAGCGAAUUAAUUAAUUAAUUAAGCUGUAUGCCCAGUCGUGCUUUCAAUAUUCAGGUUUAAGGUCAGUCAGGCUUCACCCCUCCACCACCACCACCUCCCCCUCUUUCUGUGUCUACGUCUCUCCCGCUGCCGUUCAACGCUCGCUGCUGUCUCCACACUCCUGUUCACAGUGAACGGUGAAACUCCACGGAGCAGCCUGCGAGCCUCAGCCACAGAAACUCGGCUUAUUCCAACUUUGCCGCCAGUUCCGAGCGUGUCUGGGCGAACACGGUUUGGUAGCACGGCAAAUUAGCCGACAGUGAGUCAUACACACCGCGGUCGGAACUUGAAAUAUGACUAUUAUGAAAAUGGGGGGAAAGUCUUAGCUUGCUUACUGAAGUUGGAGGCUCUCCUUGUGGAAGAGGAAGAGGUGGCGGCGGACACCACGAGUUCACUCUCACAGUAAAAAGGAGUGAGCUCAGCCUUCCAGGAUACCUCCUCCCUUUCAUCAGGCUAAGAUGAGUAUUACCAGUGACGAAGUGAAUUUCUUGGUCUACAGAUACCUCCAAGAGUCAGGUUUCUCCCACUCAGCAUUCACCUUUGGCAUUGAGAGCCACAUCAGCCAGUCGAACAUCAAUGGAACACUAGUGCCCCCUGCAGCCCUUAUCUCCAUCCUACAGAAAGGGCUUCAGUAUGUGGAGGCAGAAAUCAGCAUUAAUGAGGAUGGCACCGUAUUCGAUGGUCGACCCAUUGAAUCGCUGUCGCUCAUUGAUGCAGUGAUGCCAGAUGUGGUGCAGACUCGGCAGCAGGCCUUCCGUGACAAACUAGUCCAGCAACAGGCUGCCUGCACUAUAUCGGCUUCAACCUCUGGACAUCAGUCAAACACACCAAAGAACGGAGAAGCCACUGUUAAUGGAGAGGAGAACGGUACUCACAACAUGAAUAACCACAGUGAGCCCAUGGAGAUGGAUGUUGAUGUUGAGAUACCAGCCAGUAAAGCCACAGUGCUCCGAGGCCACGAGUCUGAAGUGUUCAUCUGUGCCUGGAACCCUGUCAGCGAUCUGCUGGCUUCAGGCUCGGGCGACUCCACCGCCCGGAUCUGGAACCUAAACGAGAACAAUAACUCCAACUCCACCCAGCUAGUACUUCGCCACUGUAUCCGAGAAGGCGGCCAGGAUGUUCCCAGCAACAAAGACGUCACCUCACUAGACUGGAAUAGCGAUGGGACUCUGCUGGCAACGGGCUCUUAUGAUGGAUUCGCCAGGAUAUGGACAAAGGACGGAAAUCUGGCCAGCACAUUGGGACAGCACAAAGGACCCAUAUUUGCACUCAAAUGGAACAAGAAGGGGAACUGUAUUCUCAGCGCUGGUGUAGAUAAGACGACAAUCAUUUGGGAUGCACACACAGGGGAAGCCAAGCAGCAGUUCCCUUUUCACUCAGCCCCGGCUCUGGAUGUUGACUGGCAGAACAACACCACGUUUGCCUCCUGCAGCACUGACAUGUGCAUCCAUGUAUGUCGCCUUGGCAGCGACCGGCCCCUCAAGACCUUCCAGGGCCACACGAAUGAAGUUAAUGCCAUUAAGUGGGAUCCAUCAGGUAUGCUGCUUGCCUCCUGCUCAGAUGACAUGACCUUAAAGAUUUGGAGUAUGAAGCAGGAGUCCUGUGUCCACGACCUCCAGGCUCACAGUAAAGAAAUCUACACUAUCAAGUGGAGCCCCACAGGGCCCAGCACAAGCAACCCAAACGCCAACAUCAUGCUUGCCAGUGCAUCUUUUGACUCAACGGUGCGUCUGUGGGAUGUCGAACGAGGUGUUUGCAUUCACACACUGACCAAGCACCAGGAGCCCGUCUACAGUGUGGCCUUCAGCCCCGAUGGCAAACACCUCGCUAGCGGCUCUUUUGAUAAAUGUGUCCACAUUUGGAACACCACGACUGGGGCCUUGGUGCACAGCUACAGGGGUACUGGUGGCAUUUUUGAGGUGUGCUGGAACAGCACUGGGGAUAAAGUUGGGGCCAGUGCCUCAGAUGGCUCGGUUUGUGUUCUUGAUCUUCGGAAGUAGCUGCCUGAAGUUAUGUCGAUGAAUCCUGGAAUGUGCAGAAAUUGCCUUCUUCUGACAUCAGCAACACUCUUCUUGCUGAAGAAGUACUGUAAAGGUGCACUGAAACAAACCCCUCGCAGGAGUUAAACCAGAUGGCGGCAGCGGCUUGAACACCACCUGAAAUCAGUGCACCUUACAGUUUGUUGAUGUGUGUUUUAUGAUAAGCCUGAGAUGAGAUGGAAACUGGCUCAGAAAUCCCCAAGACAGGACUCAACUCCCUUGGCACAUCCAUGUAUUAAAAGGUUUCUAAUAAGGACGUACUGUGAUCCCCGCGGGCCACGCAUCCUGCUGUUAUCGGGUUGUGAAAGUGGAAAAACAAAGAUGAGCUAAGUUUUAUAAAGAGAGAUGUGAUAAUG